AUGGACUUAGAUCCCCCAUUCCCCGCGAACGCGAUUAAGGAUCCGUUUGGCUACAGCGGAGACGAGAACUCUGACAUGUACAGCCCCUAUCGUCAACAGGCAGCAGCAGACACUCCGCAGAUCACUGACGCCCUAGUCUGUUAUCACCCGUGGGGUUACGACACUCCACGUCUGCCAUCUCCACCUGUCUAUGUCCCAUUCACCUUCCCGUGGUCCUUACCCGUCUACCACCCUUUAACCGAUUUCUCGAGCACCAUAGCCCCAGAUGAGGUCAUGGUUACCGGACACAAUCAAGAACACCAGCCCGCGACGAUCCCAUCCUAUCCCGCGGCCCCGACCACCUUUGACAGCCCUCCUGAUCAAGGUUACACACCCUCUUUACCUCAGCUGCUCAGCGAUGCCAGCGAUGACGGCGACAGCGAGCGCGUCCGUUCCUGGCUCCGUGCUCAAGGCGAGCAGGCGCUGGCGGGAUUCGAGGUGUCACCUGGUGAUGCACAUGCGAUGUACGACCUGGAAAGCCUUGGCUUAUCAGAGGCUGAUCUCGUCGCUCCUCGCGGCUCUGCUCUUGGCUUAGAGGUGGGAGAUGAUGACCCGUUCAUGGAGUUGAGCCAGAACGCGUCGCAGCAAGGUCCGGCUAUGACGUUCUCGCGCGAUGCUUCGUUCGAUGCUGAAGGUGAAGACGAACUGGACACUCCGCCGCUCACUCCUGUCACCCCCGCCAGCCGUGAGUCUCGCAACAGAGACCUCUCCGAGAACGAGAGUGCUCCAGGCACCCCUACCAGCACGCGUUUGGUUCCGGGACCUGGCAGUGUCAUCAGUGACGACGAGUACAUCGCCGCCGCCAACGACGAUGACGAUGGAGAAGGUGAGGACGAGCUGGAUGAUAUUCCCUCUUCUCCUGUCCCUGCGCCGCCCACACGCAAGCGCGCUUCGACGUCAUCAACUGCGACCAAGAAGACGUUCAAAGACGGUCUGUGGGAUGCCAUCAACAAUCCCGAGUUUGAGGAUGACAUCUACUGGGCAGAGGACGGGCUCAGUGGCGAGAUCCCUGAUAGGCGACAGCGUAAGGUGAAGAAGGGCAAGAAGGGCAAGAAGGGCGCAUCAUCAGCCUCUGCGCAGGAGACACGCAAGUCAGCGCGCUCCUCAGCGCGACGCUCUCAUAAAGAGGAACAGCAACCUGUGCAGGCAGCUCCCGCUGACGAAGAGCUCGAGGAGCUGCGUCCCCUCAAGCGUAGUCGUCGUGGUCAAGGCAGUUCGUCAGCUCAGCCUCCCGCAUCCAGUGGCACCGGGUCCACUUCUGCUGGGAAGGCCGAGUCCUCUGGUCGAUCCUCACGCAGUAAAAUGAAGGCUGCUGCUCGUGACGAUGUGUCGCGCUCGUUAUCGCCUGAGCCUGCCCAACCCUCCCUGUCAACUAUCCGGCCCAGGGUUCAACGCAACCGCAGGGCAUGA
This is a messenger RNA of Trichosporon asahii var. asahii CBS 2479, 1449 nucleotides long. RefSeq lists its product as uncharacterized. The transcript is spliced from 7 exons. The coding region runs from base 1 to 1449 and encodes 482 amino acids. NCBI's taxonomy places the organism in Eukaryota, Fungi, Basidiomycota, Tremellomycetes, Trichosporonales, Trichosporonaceae. The record is from RefSeq and is a predicted model, not a curated record.